UUGGGAAAUUAAGUGAUUAAUCCUACCAACUUUUCUCUUAAUCAUCCCCGGAUGCACAGCUUAGUAGGGUUAAAGAUAUAUUUGAGAUUCGCUCAUCAAAAUCUUCUCUGAAUAUUGACAUCUACUGCUUCUUGAUUGAAGCUAGUUCGAAAAAUGCUGCCAGCAAUGGGACUCAGUGGCAUGCUGACGCUGGCAGUGUUGCUGGUAAGAGUCAGCCGGAGUCAUCAGGCAGAGACGUUAGACGUAGCGCGUCAGCAGGCGGAGACGUCAGACGUAGCGCGCUGCGUCGCGCUGACAGGCGGGGACGAUGAGCUGCUGCAGCGCGCUCAGCUCAUCUGUGCUACGUGCGCCUCCAUCUUCCAGCGCGCCAGCAUCGUCAGCCACUGCAGUUCCACGUGCUAUAUCAACGACGUUUUUGCCACAUGCUAUUCUUCUUUGAAGGAAACUCUUGAAAAAAUGCAAAUGGAUCCUUUUCACGUGGUCAAAAUGGACGUGGUUUUGAAUGCAGCUCAAAAAGAAAAUCAACGGAGGUUAAAUUCUCCACGAUUAACAACAUGAAACGAGAAUUCGAAAACUCCGAAGACGGUUUAUCGGUUAAAGCUUAAUUUCGUGAAGUUGCCGAUGCGUAAUUAUCAACGUAGUGCACAUUUUGCGAUAUUAUGAAUAAACUUAGGUUGUUUAAUCAACUGAUAUUCCUGUGCUACUUGCCGUAACACGGGAGUGAAAUUAUUUAUCCCU
This is a messenger RNA of Hyalella azteca, 738 nucleotides long. RefSeq lists its product as uncharacterized. Bases 154 to 558 code for a protein of 134 amino acids. The transcript has 3 exons. Lineage: Eukaryota; Metazoa; Arthropoda; Malacostraca; Amphipoda; Hyalellidae. The record is from RefSeq and is a predicted model, not a curated record.